UUUCUCAAUUGAGGUUCCCUCCUUCCAGAUAACUCUAAGUUGUGUGUCAAAUUGAGGUAAGAUUACCCAGCACAGCUGUCGACUAUCUUUUAAUGGUUCUUCCUCCUCCAACAAUAUUGUAUUUCUCAAGACAGCAGCGACUUUAGAACUUUUUCCUCUUGCUUUCAUGUAAUUUUUUUAAAAAAAGAUUUGCUUAUUAUGUAUACAGUGCUCUCUGCGUACACAUAUGUCUGCAGGCCAUAAGAGGGCACCAGAUCUAUUAUAGAUGGCUGUGAUGUGUUUGCUGGGAAUUGAGCUCGGGGCCUUUCCAGCCCUUGACCACUGGUUUCCACCAGAUACCUAGAUAUGCAUUUGGCUCGGUUGCAAACGGCCCUCAGAGUCUGAGGCCAGCCCCUCUAUGGCCUGCUCCUCCACUCCAAACACUAACGCAGAGUCCAUCCUUUGGAUGGUUCCAUCACGCACAGAAUCUUGAAGAACUUUCUGCACACUAGCCCCAGACGGGUCUUAAUCCAGCUUCCCGUUGGCUGACAGGCGUCAAAACCGCGCCGCACGGCGUCCAGGUUGUUAUUCUCAGAACUUCCGUUUCCGCACGUCUUCCUGAGGUGGGACCACGUCCCUGGUCGUCUGGAAAACCAUCCGUACCCGGAUUCCGGUUCACCCAUCCCGGUUCCGCUCGGUCGGACCGAGCGGCUGAGAGUGGGCGGGCGAGCACCGCUCGGAGCAAAUCCCAAGGCUCUCGCUUCGCGAGACUUGACAGACCCGUGGGAAGCUACGCCCACUCAGGUCUCGCGAGACUCGGAGAAGGGCUCCCGAACUGGUCGGUGGGUGGGCGGACGGGAGCCUGGAAGAUGGCGGCGCAGGCGGUGACGCUGCUGAGGGAGGUGGCCCGGCUGGAGGCGCCGCUGGAGGAGCUGCGUGCGCUGCAGUCCGUGGUGCACGCUGUGCCGCUCCACGAGCUUCGCGAGCAGGCGGCGGAGCUGCGCCUCGGCCCGCUCUUCUCCUUGCUUAACGAGAACAAUCGGGAACAGACUGCUUUGUGUGUGUCCAUCCUGGAGAGGUUGCUCCAAGCUGUGGGACCGGUUCAUGUGGCCAGGAACCUCAGGGUUGACCUGCAGAGGGGACUGACUCACCCAGAUGACUCUGUCAAAACCCUCACUCUGUCCCAGAUUGGAAGAAUUGUUGAAAAUUCUGAAGCUGUUACUGAGAUUCUGAAUAACACUGAACUAUUAAAACAGAUUGUUUAUUGCAUUGGUGGAGAGAAUUUAUCUGUUGCCAAAGCGGCUAUCAAAUCCCUGUCAAGAAUAUCACUAACCCAAGCUGGACUGGAAGCUUUAUUUGAAAGUAAUUUGCUGGAUGAUUUGAAAAAUGUAAUGAAAACAAAUGACAUCGUUCGAUACAGGGUAUAUGAGCUAAUCAUAGAGAUUUCUUCUGUGUCGUUAGAAUCUUUAAACUACUGUACCACAAGUGGACUGGUGACUCAGCUCCUGAGAGAGCUGACGGGUGAGGACGUGCUGGUCAGAGCCACCUGUAUAGAAAUGGUGACAUCACUAGCAUAUACCCACCAUGGACGACAAUACCUUGCUCAGGAAGGAGUCAUUGACCAGAUAUCUAACAUAAUUGUUGGAGCAGAUUCAGACCCUUUCUCUGGCUUCUAUUUGCCAGGAUUUGUGAAGUUUUUUGGAAACCUGGCUGUCAUGGAUAGUCCUCAACAAAUCUGUGAGCGCUACCCUGUCUUUCUCGAGAAAGUGUUUGAAAUGGCAGACAGUCAGGACCCCACCAUGAUUGGUGUAGCUGUGGACACAGUUGGAAUCCUGGGAUCCAGUGUUGAAGGAAAACAGGUUUUACAGAAGACAGGAACCCGCUUUGAACACCUCCUCACAAGAAUAGGUUAUCAAGCAAAGAAUGCUUCUACAGAGCUAAAAACCAGAUGCUUGGAUGCAGUUUCUUCUCUUCUGUAUUUAUCACCUGAGCAACAGACUGAUGACUUCCUGAGGAUGGCAGAAUCCUGGUUUGCCUCCUUAUCUCAAGACUCCCUGGAGCUCUUCCGUGGCAUCAGUAACCAACCCUUCCCUGAACUGCACUGUGCUGCCUUGAAAGUGUUCACAGCUAUUGCAAACCAGCCCUGGGCUCAGAAACUUAUGUUUAACAGUCCAGGUUUUGUAGAAUUUGUGAUGGACCGGUCUGUGGAACAUGACAAAGCUUCAAAGGAUGCCAAAUAUGAACUGGUUAAAGCACUUGCCAAUUCCAAGACUGUUGCAGAGAUCUUUGGGAACUCAAAUUAUUUGAGACUCAGAACCUACCUAAGUGAAGGUCCAUACUAUGUGAAGCCUGUUGCCACUACAGCAGUGGAAGGAGCGGAUUGAUUUCUUUUGGUUAGGGCAGAAGACCAUGUUUUGACCAGAAUUUGUCAAGGCAUGACAUUCCAUCUGUUUUCAGAGAGCAGGGGCUUCCCUCUUCCAGUGCCAUCAUGGAGUGUGUUCCUACGUGAAUGUGUUGUGGGCCAGGUACUUACCCUGCAGUGAAUGCAACAGCAUGGCUAGGAAAGCACUAGUCUCUCCCCGGCUGGUCCUCUGGCUGCUGUAGUCUCUGCUGCAGGGUCAAAGGUUGGUUUUCUCAGAAAGCUUCCAUGGGCAGACUCGUGACCUCUCUUAAAAAUAAAAUGAAACCAAAAUGAUUCUGAUUUCUUUUCACCACUCUUUUCCUUAUCUGAAUCCACCUCUGUUGUGGGUGACCCUGCUCAGACACCCCUUGGGGGAGGGGGGGAGAAGAUGCAGCACCAAUGACUCAGGCACUGGGAGUCAGUCACUAGCAGAGCAUGCUGCAGACUUGUUUAUUAAGGAAGUUAGACCUGCCUUUAUACCCCCUCCCAAGGUCCUAUUGGCUCAGGCGGCUGACUCUGCUGUGUUGUCUUUUUCUCAUUGGUGUCUCAGGGUCAGGUGUCUCUUUGUCAACAGUCUCUGGGGUAGAACAGGCUUGGUUCAGGGAGGAAGUGCCUACCAUACAUGCUCAUGCAGGCUGGCCUGGGCACCUGAGCCUUGGGUAGUCUGGCCAAAGUUUCCCCUUGGGUAUCUUAAGUAGUCUCUGAAAAAUAUGUCAUUUGGAAUCAUUGAAUUGUAUUAUUUGUAUACAAGGAAUAAAUGGUUUUACUAAGA
Molecule: messenger RNA, 3152 nt
Organism: Cricetulus griseus (Chinese hamster)
Lineage: Eukaryota; Metazoa; Chordata; Mammalia; Rodentia; Cricetidae
Source: RefSeq, a predicted model, not a curated record